This is a messenger RNA of Thlaspi arvense, 2822 nucleotides long. The record is from the annotation of a GenBank genome assembly. Lineage: Eukaryota; Viridiplantae; Streptophyta; Magnoliopsida; Brassicales; Brassicaceae.
CACAAACUUUCAAUAUUUGUGAUGUUUUUACAACUUCUUACUAAACUAGAAUUAGGAAAAAACUGUCAUCAUUUAGUCACAAAUCGUGACCAAAAUUACUUUUACUUAUGUUCUAGUCACCAUUUGUUACUAAAACAUUGCUAAAAAAUUAAGGGUGAGCAAAAUAAGUAGAUUCAGUUGGAAGUGUAGGACUUGGAUCAUAUAUGUUUUCUAAUUUUGUAAUAGACUCACAACUUUCUCCAUAUAUUCAAGUCUUUCUGGAAUUGCAUUUCACAAGGAACCAAAGCCAUCCAUUAAUUCCACCUACAAUCUAUCAACUUUCAAGAGAUUGAUUGUUUGGGAGAAGCUUGUUGCAUAAUUAUAAAUUAAGAUUCUCAUAAGUAACGUUUUUCCUUAUACGCACCGUUUUCGGUUACACAAAUUUUAAUUAGCGAGAGAGAAGAAGAGACUUUUUCUUCAGAAAAAACCAAAAAAAAUAUUGUAAAUAAUAACACAGCGCAGCCAUUAGGCAAAUAAUUUCGUUUGUUACAGCUACUACUUGAUUCCCAUUCUCUUAACUCUCUCUCUCUCUCUAAUUUUCUCGGCAGUUUUCUCGGAAAUCAAACAGUGAAGAAGAAAAUCUGAAGCCACCAUCGUCGUGCUGCUGCUGCAGCUGCCUACUUGCUCCGACUGAUCGAUCCUAGACUAUGAGGCUUCCUUCCCCUAGUCCCGUAGAGCCCAGGCAUCGAUUAUCUAGUCAAACAGAUCUGACUCUUGAUUAUCUCAUGGAUUUAGAGAUCGUGUUCGCUUUACUGCUUUCCUGUUUUCAUUUCGUGCUCCCUUUGCUCGCAUUUUACUUCGUUAAUGGUGAUCUAGCUGAAAUGUUUGUUCUAGCUACUGCAUUUGAUGUUAAAACCUCUUUGCUGUCUUCCUACUUGUUGAUUGACAUACGUACUAUGCGUUUUGAUAGCGAUGACACAAACAGGAGGAGAUCUCUGAGAAAUCGAGAUACUAAAGAUCUCGAGAAGGGCUUACAUGGCUCCUUUCAGUAUAGAAAUUGGACUGGCAAGUUCUCUACUCUCAAAGUUGUGUUGAUUCUCAUUGUGCUGGGAACUGUGUAUACGCUCUCGCGUUCACCAGCAGUACACAUUGCAGACCAUCCGUCCAAUAAUAACUCUAGUUUCAUAAACAGAUGGACGAGAGAGUCAACUGCAGCUGAUCCUCGCUAUAUAUCAACAGCUGGGAUAAACUGGGACCAUAUGUCAAACAUCGUCGAGAAGUUGACUGGAAAGAGCGAGUAUCAAGGGGUUGGCUUUAUAAAUCUUAACGACGAUGAUAUUGAUCAAUGGAAGGAGCUGAUACCUGACUGUGACCAUAUUUCACUUCACCUGGACCAUAUGCCAACUAACAUAACUUGGGAGUCCUUAUACCCGGAAUGGAUUGAUGAAGAAGAACAAUUUGAAGUUCCCACUUGUCCUUCUCUUCCUUGGAUUCAAGUUCCUGGCAAACCUCGGAUUGAUCUUGUCGUCGUCAAGCUUCCAUGCAACAAAGCGGGAAAGUGGUCAAGGGAUGUUGCUAGAUUACACUUGCAACUUGCAGCAGCUCGAGUGGCUGCCUCUUCUAAAGGGCUUCACGAUGUGCAUGUACUUUUGAUAACUGAUUGCUUCCCCAUUCCAAAUCUUUUUAUUGGAAAGGAGCUUGUUGCCCGUCAAGGAAAUCUAUGGCUGUACAAGCCCAACCUUCACCAGCUGAGGCAAAAAAUACAGCUGCCUGUUGGUUCCUGUGAACUUACAGUUCCUCUUAAAGCUAAAGAUACUUUCUACUCAGCAAGUGCAAAGAGAGAAGCAUAUGCUACCAUAUUACACUCUGCUAACAUUUAUGUCUGUGGAGCAAUAACAGCAGCGCAGAGCAUUCGCAUGGCUGGCUCUACACGAGACCUGGUGAUACUUGUUGAUGACUCGAUAACUGAGUACCAUAGAGGUGGCCUGGCUGCCGCUGGAUGGAAGAUCUAUCCCAUUCAAAGAAUCAGGAAUCCGAAAGCUGAAGCAGAAGCAUACAACGAAUGGAACUACAGCAAGUUCCGUCUUUGGCAAUUGACCGAGUACGACAAGAUCAUCUUCAUCGAUGCUGAUAUGCUUAUCCUUAGGAACAUUGACUUCCUCUUUGAGAUGCCUGAAAUAUCUGCUACCGGAAACAACGCCACGCUCUUCAACUCCGGCGUGAUGGUAGUUGAGCCAUCAAACUCCACGUUCCAGCUACUUAUGGAUCACAUCAAUGAAAUCGUGUCGUACAACGGAGGAGACCAAGGUUACCUCAACGAAGUAUACACGUGGUGGCAUCGGAUCCCGAAACACAUGAACUUUCUGAAGCAUUUCUGGGAAGGUGAUGAGCCUGAGAUAAAGCAGAUGAAGACGCGUCUCUUUGGAACCGAUCCUCCUAUCCUCUACGUCCUCCAUUACCUUGGGAACAAGCCCUGGAUAUGCUUCCGAGACUACGACUGUAACUGGAACGUAGACAUUCUGCAGGAGUUUGCAAGCGACGUAGCCCACAGAACCUGGUGGAAAGUGCACGACGCCAUGCCUGAGAACUUGCAGAAAUUCUGUCUGCUGAGAUCGAAACAGAAGGCGCAGCUUGAAUGGGACAGGAUGCAAGCUGAGAAAGGAAACUUCACUGACGGACAUUGGAAAAUAAAGAUCAAAGACAAGCGACUAGAGACUUGUUUCGAAGAUUUCUGCUACUGGGAGAGUAUGCUUUGGCACUGGGGCGACAAGAAUUGGACCGACAAUUCUACUAACUCUUUAUCACCGCCACCAGCAGUUAAAACUCCUCUCUCUUUACUGUAA